AUGAUCCGACGCCGCUCGGCGAGCAAAUCCAGCGCGACGCCAUCGCCGUCCAAGCGCUCCAUCUCCUUCUCGGUGGCCUUCCCGCUGCCGGUGCCCGGGACGCCGCCGGCCGCCAAGCGGAGGCCACUGCAGACGCAGCACCUCGGCGUCGCCGCGGUGGACGCCGGCUACUGCUGCCACGAGCCCACGCAGCUGCAUCUGAACGUGGAGUGGCGCCUGGACCGACACGUUGUCGCGGGCGCGCUGGAGAACGCCACGGGCCAGCUGCUGUUCGAGGUGCGGGAGAAGCCGCUGUCGCUGCACCGCCAGCGCACGCUGCUGGACGUGACGGAGGUGCCCGUGGCCACGAUCCGCAUGAGCGCCUUCCGCCGCCGCAAGAUCUCCUUCUCGGCGUACCCGCGCGCUGAGACGUCGUCCAGGAAGCCGCUGUACAAGUUCACGAUGGCGCGCAGCCAGCUGGAAAUGACCUUCACGGACAUCAUGACGGGCGAGACUGUGGCUCCGCCCACAGCCAUGGACUUGCACGAGGUCGCCGCCCAAGUGCAGACGCUCGCGGCGCUGCGCCACUUCGUGUCGGCCUUCGACGCCAGCCACGUGGCCUCCAAGCCGCAGCAGCUCCGCAUCACGCCGAACUCCGUGGUGGACGCGGCCACGAGCGAGCGGCUCUUCCACAUCCAGCACAAGUCGCUGUCGCUGCACCGCCAGCGCACGCUGCUGGACGCGCGCAACGAGCUGCCGGUGGCCACGCUGCGCCUGAGCAUGUUCAACCGCACGCCGACGUACUCGGCCUACCCGCGCACGGAGCACGAGGAGACGCCGUGCGCCUUCAAGUUCACGGCCGACGACACCACGGUGCGCUCCGAGUUCACGGACCUCGUGGGCGGCCAGCACUGCACCAUCGGCUGCGACCCGUCCAAGGACGGCAGCGACUCGCUCAGCUUCUGGCUCGUGCGCGGCACGGGCGACGCCGCCGACGUGCAGCAGACCAUCGCCCGGCUCACCUACACGCACAAGAAGAGCCCCAAGAGCAAGGGGGGCGAGCAGAGCGUCUUGCUGGACGUGGCCCCCGGCGUCGACCGCAUGAUGAUGAUCCUCAUCUGCAUCGGGCUGCUGGACGAGGGCUUCGAGGACGAGCACCCGCACCCGCAGCAGUAA
This is a messenger RNA of Phytophthora sojae, 1155 nucleotides long. RefSeq lists its product as hypothetical. The transcript has 3 exons. The record is from RefSeq and is a predicted model, not a curated record. Lineage: Eukaryota; Oomycota; Peronosporomycetes; Peronosporales; Peronosporaceae. The coding region runs from base 1 to 1155 and encodes 384 amino acids.